GAAUGAUGCUAGUGCCUAGGUAGGCAGAGACAAGGACCAUUUCCCAUUUUCCAUAAUUCCAUUCCAACCAUGUGAGUAAUAUUAUUUUGAUACGAAGAUGCGUGAUAAAAGCAGCAACCAUGUAACCGGAUUUUCAGCCACGCUUUCCACAGAAAAUUCUGGAGUUUAUUAGCCUCAACGUUCGUCUCCCUCUUACGGACACUAAACAACAAGAACAACUCUAUAAACAUAUAUCACUUUGUUCUCAACUUUUCACAACAUAUCCUAAGAAUCUUCCUUCUCUCUCUCUCUCUCUCUCUCUCUAGCACAAACCACACACACAAAGUUGCAUCAAGAUCAAGAUCAGUCUUAUUAUACUAUUACUAUUACUUUCCACAUCAACAAAGAGCCGCUCCUACCCCACGAUUGUUUUUGCCACCAUGUGUGUGAAGGACCAAGAGAAAGAUAUGAUGGAUAGCACCACAACCAAUUCAUGGCCUUUGCAACAUUGCCACCUUUUGCUCAAGACUCACAUGGACAAAAAAGGAUCUUUCCUCAGAACUUCAAGUGAUGACACCACCAACAUCAGUGUUCAAAAUUCCUUUCCUCUAGAAAGCAUAUGUGAGGACACAGUGGUUGUAGACAAGAAACAGAAUCUGAUGAAUUUUGUUCCAGCUCUUCGGUCUGGAGAGUGGUCUGAUAUUGGAGAACGUCCUUACAUGGAGGAUACUCACAUAUGCAUUGGAGAUUUGGUAAAGAAGUUUAAUUAUGAUGUACUUUCUGGGGAGGCUGUUUCCUUUUAUGGUGUAUUUGAUGGACAUGGAGGGAAGAGUGCUGCACAAUUUGUCCGUGAUAAUCUGCCAAGAGUUAUUGUUGAGGAUGUUAACUUUCCUUUGGAGCUUGAGAAGGUGGUCAAAAGGUCAUUUGUGGAGACUGAUGCUGCAUUUCUAAAAACAUCCUCUCACGAGCCUUCCCUUUCUUCUGGUACAACUGCAAUAACUGCAAUUAUAUUUGGAAGGUCUUUACUUGUAGCCAAUGCUGGAGAUUGCCGAGCUGUUUUGUCCCACCAUGGAAGGGCCAUAGAAAUGUCCAAAGAUCAUAGGCCAAACUGCAUCAAUGAAAGGACACGAGUUGAGUCCCUAGGUGGCUUCAUUGAUGAUGGUUACCUGAAUGGCCAGUUAGGUGUCACUCGUGCUCUUGGAGACUGGCACAUUGAAGGAAUGAAGGAAAUGAGUGAAAGAGGAGGACCACUGAGUGCUGAACCUGAACUUAAAUUGAUGACAUUGACCAAAGAAGAUGAAUUCUUGAUAAUUGCUAGUGAUGGAAUAUGGGAUGUUUUUAGUAGCCAAAAUGCUGUAGAUUUUGCUAGAAGGAGGCUUCAAGAGCACAAUGAUGAGAAACAAUGCUGCAAGGAAAUAGUGCAGGAAGCAAGCAAGAGAGGAUCAACAGAUAACUUGACAGUUGUGAUGGUGUGUUUUAACUUAGAUCCUCCACCACCUGUGGUUGUGGAAAGAACACGAGUAAGAAGAAGCAUAUCUGCAGAGGGACUUCAGAAUCUUAAAUGCCUGCUAAAACAAUAAAGCAUUUUUGUAUGCAAAUAAACAGUAUAGCUGAUUUUUUAGAGCUGUAAUCAUGUACAGAUAUUCAUAUCCAUCACACAUAAAUAACCAAGUGGAGAUUGACCUAGUCCUUGACUUCAGAGGAUGGACAAAGAACAAGGCAAAAUUCUAAAAAAUAUUAUAUCGUUAUAAUUUUUUUUCCCCAAUGUAAUUAGGAAAGUGAGAGUACAACUAAUUGGAGGAGAAAAAUAAUGUAAUCUGGGACGAUAUGAUUUGUACAUAUUAUUAUUGCAACAUUCUACUUUUAUUUA
Molecule: messenger RNA, 1849 nt
Organism: Glycine soja
Lineage: Eukaryota; Viridiplantae; Streptophyta; Magnoliopsida; Fabales; Fabaceae
Product: probable protein phosphatase 2C 27
Exons: 4
Coding region: 420-1559 (379 amino acids)
Biological process (GO): protein dephosphorylation
Molecular function (GO): cation binding; protein serine/threonine phosphatase activity
Source: RefSeq, a predicted model, not a curated record